Paramacrobiotus metropolitanus is the source of this 711-nucleotide messenger RNA. RefSeq names its product periodic tryptophan protein 2 homolog. The coding region runs from base 382 to 711 and encodes 109 amino acids. Gene Ontology annotation, biological process: maturation of SSU-rRNA from tricistronic rRNA transcript (SSU-rRNA, 5.8S rRNA, LSU-rRNA); ribosomal small subunit assembly. Gene Ontology annotation, molecular function: protein binding. Gene Ontology annotation, cellular component: small-subunit processome; Pwp2p-containing subcomplex of 90S preribosome. The transcript has 4 exons. The record is from RefSeq and is a predicted model, not a curated record. Lineage: Eukaryota; Metazoa; Tardigrada; Eutardigrada; Parachela; Macrobiotidae.
UAAUUUUUUUAAAGAGGGCGGAAGAUCUGUAAAGCAAAUCGUUAUUAUUGUAAAUGAAACUCGUGAAGCAGAAAGGGCAGUUGAAAAGUCGUAGUGGAGUGGCAUCGUCUCAGCCAUUUGGUUACAGGGGUGUGGCUUACCAUCUCAUUGCGCAAUAACAGAGCGACUAUGCAUUUGUUCAACUUGCGAUCACACGUUUAUAUUGGGAAUCUGAAAUACAAAAGUCUGGAAACCGCUGACAUGGUUUUUUGAUUUUUUAUAGAUUUUUUCAGCUUUUCUUUGCUGUGAUCUUUCGCGAUCUUUUGUGAUCGUCGUAGUUCAACGCAGCAUAGCCAGUGUAUGUCUUGAAUUUUCAAUUGAUCUUAGUUUGCAGCCGCGAGAAUGAAGUUCGCUUACAAGUUCUCGAACCUUUUGGGGACCGUAUAUCACAAGGGGAAUUUGGUGUUCACAGCUGAUGACAACCGGCUCCUGAGCCCAGUUGGAAACCGCGUUACGGCUUUUGAUUUGAAGCAGAAUAAGUCGCAAACUCUUCCAUUUGAAGCCCACAAAAGUUUUGACGUUAUUGCAUUGUCUCCGAAUGGAAUAAUCUUGCUCGGCGUGACAGAAGAUGGUGAAGCCCUGCUUAUCAGUUUAAUAAGCAAGUCCAUUCUUCACCGGCAUCGGUUUAACAGGAAAGUUUUGGAUAUCAAAUUCAGCCCGGAUGGAAAGUAA